Messenger RNA from Xyrauchen texanus (razorback sucker), 2643 nucleotides. RefSeq names its product double C2-like domain-containing protein alpha. The coding region runs from base 115 to 1386 and encodes 423 amino acids. NCBI's taxonomy places the organism in Eukaryota, Metazoa, Chordata, Actinopteri, Cypriniformes, Catostomidae. The transcript has 11 exons. The record is from RefSeq and is a predicted model, not a curated record.
UCUUCCUCUCAUUCUUCAUCUCUCUUUCACUGUGUAUCUUCUCCACCUGUUUUUGUGUCUCUGUUGUGGACUUCACUCCUUUAUGAGAUUUGUUGUGACGCCUCACUGAGCUUGAUGACAGUGCGUAAAGGAAAACGGAUGGGGAUCUCCAUCCAGGAGAACAUGGCGAUUAACGUCUGUCCCGGCCCCAUUCGACCCAUCCGUCAAAUAUCUGCCUACUUCCCACGUCUGUCUCCCACAUCUUCCUUCUCUGACUCACUGUUGCCAAACCCAGCUAGCGGUCCAUCAGGAGCUUCAGGGGAUGGGGGUAUGCUAUCGCCUCGCUCAGCGGCCGCUGCUGGAGGUGGUGGGACACUAUCAGCCAUGAGCAGUAUGGACACAUCCAUUGAGAUUGACAGCUGUGACAGCGAUGACAACGCAUCAUUGGGCACUCUAGAGUUUGAGCUACUCUACGAGACGGCAACAAGUUCCCUACACUGCACCGUCAUCAAAGCAAAGGGUCUGAAGCCCAUGGACUUCAAUGGUUUGGCAGAUCCUUAUGUGAAGCUGCACCUGCUUCCUGGCGCCUGCAAGGCCAAUAAACUAAAGACAAAGACUGUGAGGAAUACUCUGAACCCUGUGUGGAAUGAAACACUCACGUACUGUGGCAUCACAGUGGAGGAUAUGUUCAAAAAAACCCUCAGGGUGUCUGUAUGCGACGAGGACAAGCUGACUCAUAAUGAGUUCAUUGGAGAGUCGCGCAUGGCGUUACGCAGAGUAAAGCCUGACCAGCCCAAACAUUAUAACAUCUGCCUAGAGCACCCCCCUCAUCUCUCAUCUCCUACGGCCACGAGUUCAGCCCUUAGAGGAAUCUCCUGCUAUCUGAGAGAGUGGGAGCGCGAGCAGCAGCGCAAUCUAGAAGAGCGAGGUCGUCUGUUACUGUGUCUACAGUUUCUGCCCCCAUCACAGAUGCCAGAAGGGGAUGGCCAGAUGGAAGCUAAAGAGCGAGCCAAGGGUGGCCUGUGUGUUGGAGUCCGCCGCUGCGCCCACCUGGCAGCCAUGGAUGUCAAUGGCUUCUCUGACCCAUAUGUAAAAAUAUACCUCAAACCCGAUCUGAAGAAGAAAUCAAAGCACAAGACUGCAGUUAUCAAAAAGACACUGAACCCAGAGUUCAAUGAGGAGUUUUUUUAUGAGAUCAAAUUCAGUGAGCUGUCCACCAAGACAUUGGAUGUUACUGUCUGGGACUAUGAUUUGGGGAGAUCGAAUGACUUCAUCGGGGGCGUGUCUUUAGGAUGUCACUCACAGGGCGAUGCCCUCCAGCACUGGAUAGACUGUCUGGAAAAUAAAGGUGAGAAGAUCGAGCACUGGCACACACUGACCAAUGACCUGCCAGGAUCCACAAUUUAACAGCAACAAUACCUGCCUGAGACAUUAUCCUGCACUUGUUUACAUUUCAACUGGAUUGUGCUCAAUAUUUCACCAUCACGUCUUCUCUUCCAUCUUUCCUCAGUCAACACCUGUCCAAAUUACUGUUAAAGUGUAUAAAACGAAAUAUUAUUGCUUUACCAGUAUUCAUCUCUUGUUUUCCAGUAACAACAUCUAAACAUCAUUGUUUUCAGAGAAUAUAUCUUGAAUAAAGUUUAUUUUCUUACCCCCAUUGGUGAUUGUUGUCAUGUCCUUCUUGUUUUAAGCAUAAACCUCACUAAAUUUAGUAAAUUACAAAAUAUUCUCAAGUAAAUAAAAGAAUGUUUAAAAUUUGUUGCAGGAAAAGAAGACAAAAAUAUUGAUUAGAAUUGUAUUUAUUUAUUAUAUUUUUUUUUUACUGUGUAGCCUUAUGUUAAGGGCCAAAACUUGGGUUUAACAGAAAAUGAAUGCUUUUUCAAGAGUUAUCUAAACAAUUUAUUGCAUAGUAGUAAACGUCUACAUGUGACGGCUGCAAAUAAGUCUCUGGAAAUAUAAUUAAUAUAUUUGUGUUCCUUGCAAACAUUUCUGAAUUUCUGUUGCAAUAAGAAGCUAUAGUGUUUAACAAUGCUUCCUUCAUAUUUUGCUUCAUAGAAAAUGUUAAAAAGUAAAUAUCUUUUAUUUUAAGAAACUGACAUUGUAUUGCUUGCUGCUGAAAUAUUGUACUAUACUGUAUUUUAUUUUAAGAGGACAUUGAGAUAUGUCUAUGUUAACAGUUGACAUAUAUUUAAAUAGCAUAACUGCUGUGUUAAUCACCACAUUCUUACAGUUGUAAUCUGUUUAUGAGAUUAAUUUUCAGUAUUAUGUGUUAUUGUCUAUGGCAACUCACAGUUCUCUGCUAGAGCAGCACUCCCCUUCCACACUCAAAUAAUCUACCAGUCCUUUGUUUUGUUAAUUUAAUUGACUAAUAUAGUAAUUCAUUGUAUACAUUUUCUUUGGUUUUCAGUUUUUUCUUUAUUAUAUGUUUUUGUCACUUAUAUUCCUAUAUUCUUUACUUCUUUUCUCUAUGGGACAUACACUUGUUUAUGAGUAUUAAGGCAUUUUUAAUGAAUAUAAUAUUAAUUAUAUUUUUGUCUAUGCCUAUGUGAACAAUUUAGUGCACAUUUGUAAACCAGCUUUUUUUUCUGUGUCUGGAAUGAUGCAUGAAUGUUUGCCUUUUUAAUGCAUGAAUGUUUUGCCAACCUUGUAUUUGUCUCCUUUAAA